Centropristis striata (black sea bass) is the source of this 3993-nucleotide messenger RNA. RefSeq names its product phosphatidylinositol glycan anchor biosynthesis, class Q (gene pigq). Gene Ontology annotation, biological process: GPI anchor biosynthetic process. The record is from RefSeq and is a predicted model, not a curated record. The coding region runs from base 190 to 1992 and encodes 600 amino acids. The transcript is spliced from 14 exons. Gene Ontology annotation, cellular component: membrane; endoplasmic reticulum. Lineage: Eukaryota; Metazoa; Chordata; Actinopteri; Perciformes; Serranidae.
ACAAAAGUGAGCGCUGUGUUUCUCAACGGAGCUUUUAAUGUAUUGGACUGUCAACAAGGAAUAUGGCGUCGCCAUCUACUUAACUGAACUCGACUCGACGUUACAGAUGGAAGGUGAAAGCUUUUGUCGGUGUUAAAAAAAAAGAUCGUCAGAGCAGCUGGAGGCCGAACACAGAGCUGCAGUGACGUCAUGGUGCUGAAGGUCUUCUUCCCGCAGUGCUGUAACCGUGCCGACAGCGGCCUGCUGGUCGGCUGCUGGAUCUCCGGCCAUGACUCCGCCGUGGUGCUGGCUGUCAUCCACUACCCGUUCAUCCCCGGGCAGGUCAAACAGUACAUCCAGCAGAUGCAGGCGCAGAGUGGGGUGGAGCUGUCCGUGCUGGGCUCGUGGAGUCUACCCAAAGAGGGUCAGGAGGGCAUGGAGAGCUUCCUCAGAGACCUGAGCACCAUCUUUCCCCAAGAACGCUGGCUGCAGAUUAACCGUGAGCUGGGCAAGACCGGCUUCACCUGCCAGCUCCUCCACCGGGACCAGAAUGGACGAGUCAUUCAGCCGAAGAAGAAGGUUGAGAAGCGUGACGGAGGGGCUGGAGGUAAUGGAGAAGAGCAGCAGAAGGAGGAGGUGGAGGAGGAGAAGGUGAUCUUCGUCCACUACGAGCAACGGAAGGUGAUGCUGUCUCAGCUUCACCCUGUCCAGAACGGAGUCCCCGACCCCAAAACUGAUCCACCGUCUGAGCUGAGACAGAUGUUCCAGACGGUGGCCGGCAGCCAGCCUCUGUUCUUCCUGGACCGGUACGACGACGGGCCGCUGAAGUCGACUCACUGGCAGACUGAAGGUCGGGAGGCCAGCAUCAUCGUGGAGCUGUUCAAACAGGCCUCCGUACCGCUCUGCAUGCUCAUCAGCUGGCUGCUCUCCAUCUGGACCUGGAUUUGUAACAUCCGGCUCUUCAGUCUCUACCCGAUACGCUUCCUGUCCAGUAAGCUGUCCACCUGCGUCCAGCUCAGCUACAGAACCGAACACAUGAGAACGCUGAGCUCGCCCAAACCCGCUGCCGGACACACUCAGUUCAUGAGGAAAGCAAACAUCGUGGUGUCGUUCCUGGUGGACGUGGCUCUCGGCAUGCUGCUCAUCUGGUGGCUCUACAGAGACAACCACAUCAGCAUGCUGGCCAACACACUGGUGCCUGCAGCCGAUCAUGUGGCUAAAGAGCUGGAGCAGCUGCUGCAGUGGCUGAUGGGAGCUCCUGCAGGGCUGAAGAUGAAUCGGGCUCUGGACCAGGUCCUGGGCCGCUUCUUCCUCUACCACAUCCACCUCUGGAUCAGCUACAUCCACCUGAUGUCUCCCUUCAUCGAGGGGAUCCUGUGGUACGGAGGCCUGUCUGCAUGCUUCGGCCUGACCUUUGCCCUCUCACUGCUCUCUGACAUGGUUGCGCUGCUCACCUUCCACAUCUACUGCUUCUACGUCUACGGAGCCAGGUUGUACUGUCUGAAGAUCUACGGCCUCUCGUCUCUCUGGAGGCUCUUCAGAGGGAAGAAGUGGAACGUCCUGCGGCAGAGGGUGGACUCCUGCUCCUACGACCUGGACCAGCUCUUCAUCGGGACGCUGCUGUUCACCGUCCUGUUGUUCCUGCUGCCUACCACGGCGCUCUACUACCUGGUCUUCACUCUGCUGCGGCUGGUGGUGGUGCUGUUCCAGGGCGUGCUCCACCUCAGCGUGGACUUCAUCAACUCCUUCCCUCUGUUCGCUGUGGGGCUCCGCAUCGCUCGCUCCUACAGACUGGCAGAGGGAGUGAAGUUCAGGGUGCUGUGUGAGGAGCCUGGAACGGCUCUGCACCUGAUGAUGGAGAUUAACCCUCUGAAGUGCAGCACAGUGGUGCAGACCUACCGCACACCGACAUACAGCUGUUACCCCAAAGACUCGUGGGCCGCACUGGUCAAGAAGCUGUUUGUCGGGGAGCUGAUUUACCCCUGGAGACACAAAACCACCAAGACGGACUGAGAGGAGAGGAGAGGAGAGGAGAGGAGAGGAGAGGAGAGGAGAGGGAAGUGACUGAAUGAGCUUGAAGAAGAACAAAAAAUGAGUCUUAGAAAUGAGUGAACAUGCUGCAAUGUAAGCCACAAAUCUGAACACCAGCAAGUAGUCACGUCCUGUUGAAACCGAUCAUAAACUUUCUAUUCUUUAUUUCAAAUCAUUUUAUUAAGGAAAACUACUUGAGAUUAAGUGUUUUCUUUUGUUGAAGAGCACUUAAAAGAGAAACUUUACCAGUACUCAUUUUUUGUCAUUGCAGUGAAGAUGUGUGCAGAUGAGUGGUGUUUGCCUCUUUUGCAGACUUUUUGCAGAUCCUGCCACUGUUCAUGUGCAAACGCUGCGCACACUGCACAAACACAACACAACACUGAAAGUCUGCAGUUUCCUUUUUAAGCUGCAGUAAGUUACGUCUAUGCAUCAUGUUUUCCAAAAGGAAACUAAACACCAAAGGACCAAAACAAAUUAUCUUAAGUGUGUUUGAAUGUGGGACACAAAGAGUUCACACCAUAAAAAUAAGAUUAAUCUCAAAUCCUCAGAUGAGACAAGAAAGUGAUUCCACGCUUUGACAUUAUUUUUAAAAGCUCAGUGACUUUGUUUUUCGGUGAAAUCUUCACUGUUACAGUAUGAAACUGUUGUCCCACUGACUGAUUAUGAACAGAACGUGACUCUGUCUCGACAGUUAAAAGUUCUUACUGAUAUACAGGUGCAUCUCAAUAAAUAUGAAUAUCAUAGAAAAGUUUAUUUAUGUCAGUAAUUCAAUUCAAAAAGUGGAAAUAACACAUUAUAUAGAUCCAUUACACACAGAAUGAAACAUUUCAUCUCUUCAUUUAUUUAAUUUCUUCUAAUUAUAAUGAUUAUGGCUCACAUUUAAUGAAGACCUAAAAUUCAGUGUCUCAAAAAUGUUAAUAUUACAAAGGACCAAUUUUAAAAAGUAUGUUUAAUAUGGAAAUGUUGGCCUCUGAAAAGUAUGUCCAUCCAUAUGUCUCAAUACUUGGUUGGGGCUAUUUGACUUGAACUACUGGAAGUGGACUUUUCCAUCAUAUUCUAAUUUAAUGAGAUUCACCUAUAUACAGCUCAAGUAGGUAAUUUAUAUAUUUUUUAAUAAUUUAUAAUUCAGUAUGUGCCAUAAAGAAUCCAUAUGUGGCAGCAGAACAAAUAAUGACCAUUUUUGCAGCCCUGAGUUCAGAAACAUCGGGAAAGCAACGACUUGCAAUUUCUUUUUUCGACCAACAUGCAACUGAACACAGAAUAGGAACAAGGCCCGUAAUGCUCAAACUGGUAAACUUGUUUUUUGCAAAUAUUUACUCUCAUUCCGAGUGAAUCCGGCCUGCAGCUCUUCUGUGUGGAGUUUGCAUGUUUCUCUCCUCUGGUUUCCUCCUUGCAGUCUAGGUUUAACUGGUGACUCUAAAUUGCCCGUAGGAGUGAAUGAGAGCAUGAAUGGUUGUAAGGAGACCUGAGACCAGGGUUUCCCCCUCCUCUCGCCCCCCAUGACACAAAUUCAGAUAAGCAGUUAAGGAGAAAUAAUGCAUAUUGUUAUUGACAUCCCAGUGUUUUAGGAAUCAGGGUUGCAAGUUCCAUAAACCAACAGAACAGCAGCAGUGACAUCACACUCACUAUAAUAAAAAUUACAAAGUCAUCCCAUUUUAAACACUCCCUGAGCGUUCCUCUAACGCCACCUUUAGGUCAAAAUGGCAUUUUUUUACACAGUAAAUCACAUGAUAUAAUCUGUAUUUUGUCAUGAAUUAUGAUUCAUGCUCUCCAGAGGAUAAACAUUUUGUUUUAAUAACCCCAUGAACUUUACUGUAGCACUUCAAAACAAACUCUAAGAUAUGAAUCUGGUUCCAUCCUUUUUUUCUGAACUACAAUUAUGGGAUAAUGCUACAGUAAUGGCAGUAACAAAAAGAGUCCUCGAUUCACUGAUAUGAAGUGUAAAGAUUUAAUUUGAGCAUAACCAGAACUGGUAGUUUAUUU